UCCCUCUCUCCAGUGGCACCAGUGUGUUAUGCACAGCAGCCAAAAGACCAGCCUGGGGAGCCAGCAUUGCGGGGGAAGCCGUGGGAAAAGGGGGGGUAUGCCUCCCCUUCCCCCCUCCUCAGGGACACAGCACUGGUAGCCCUCGGAGCAGGCUGAAGGGGCACUCUGGGAGCGUCUCCGAACUUUUCUGCUGGAGGACAAAAAAAAAAAGCCCCGGUUCUUAAGAGGCUGCUUACAAGGGGAUCAAGGCAGUUGCCCUGCUAUCCCCCCCACUCCAGCUCCUGUGACCUGCUGCCCCAUCUGUGAACCAGCUCCCACACUCCCAGCAGGAGGAGGCGGAGGCAACAGAAGACAGGAGACAGUGGAUUAGCCCUAAGCCUGCAGCUUUGUUUGCUGCUAGCCAGACGCAGCUUCCGGCAGCAACAGCAGCACCUGGGGUGACCACAGACCCCCCUGAGACACCUUCGCACCACCAUCCUCACCAGGGAGGUGGUGGCAAGAAAACAAGACUCCCCUCCUGGGAGGAGUUACAUGACCAGCCAGAAGUCCCUUGCACCACUCACUGGGGCAGCUUCUGGCAGCCAACAGAUCUGGGACAUACACUCUGCGGGUAAUUUCAUAACAGUGCAGAGAAACCGGGGGAUAGGCAAGAUUCCCACCAGCCACUCUUAAAACCAAGGGACCAUAACGUGAGCCGUGCCUCCAUGCCCCUGAGAGCACCAGGGGCAGGAGCAAGGGUGAUGGGGAGGCCAGGGAUGUGACAGGCUGCCCUGGUGUUGGAGGCCCAGUUAAGGCUAGUUUCUUGGGCUUUUAAAAGUGUGGGUGCACGUGGGCAACAACAGGGUGCAAUAUGAGCCUUGGAAAGCUCCCCGUGAUCAGCUGGGUGUCAGGCUCCCAUGGCAAGCGGCGGCUGAAGUCAGAGCUGACCCCAGAUAUGAUCAGCCCACCGUUGGGGGACUUCCGGCACACCAUGCACGUGGGACGUGGCGGGGACGUCUUCGGGGACACCUCCUUCCUCAGCAACCACGGUGGGAACGACACAGUCAAAGCCAACAACUUCUUCACCCGGACACUGCGGCACGUCCGCCGGACACCGCUAAGGAGCCGGGGCAGUGAGAGCCAAGCCGAGACAUCACCCGCCCCCCCGGCUGUCUCACCCAUCAUCAAGAAUGCCGUGUCACUGCCGCAGCUCAAUGAGGGGAUGUACGACGGGGGCAGCAACGGCGGGGGGGGGGUGGCCAGCAAGUUCUCCUUCAAAAGUGCUUCCAACAGCUUCUCCAAAACACACCAGGCCUACGGGCUGGAGUCUGGAUUUUGCACCAUCCCUCGUGUCCCUCGCUUGGAAAAGGCCCAAGAGAGCACCUUCCCUGGCGAAACAGAGCUCACACGUUCAGACUCCCUGCUCUCCUUCCGCCUGGACCUGGGGCCCUCCCUCAUGAGUGAGCUCCUCCAGGUGAUGAGCUUCUCCGAAACCAAUGGGAACGAGGCAGGGGACGAUGGCCAAGACCUGCCUGGUGGGCACAUUCUCCUGCAUGGUGAGGGGUCUGAGGACAGAGUCCCUCUGGGAUCAGGCACAGCCCAUGGAGAAGGGAAGGCAGCAUCCAGCUUCUGGGACCACACUGGGCAAACUAGCCUGUCCGGGGCCAGCUCAUUACUAGGACUGACUGUCCAUGCCAAUGGAGAGGCACAUGCUAUUGAGCACAUAGGAGAGGAUCCUGCCAAAGUUAGGGGCUCUGGCUGGGCUUCGGGGCUGGCAGAGGGGCCAGAGGCAGUGUCCAGAGGGACCCUGUGGCAAGGGCACUGGAAUGACUGCACCAUAGAGGCGGGAGAGUUUGACCGAGCAGCCCAGGUCCUGGCUCGCCAUUAUGGUGGGACGAGCACCCCACGUAGCUCAGAGGAAAAGGACGAGGGUGCCCGGCAGGCCCGGAGGCAGGCCUUGUGGGAGAGCCCCAGCAGCAGCUCAUGGCGGUCACAAGUGGCAACAGACAGCCAGUCCCUGGAGGCCCCAUGGAACCAAGAAGAGGAAGAGGAAGAGAAUGAGCUCUCAAGCCUGCAGGAGGGGGAUGCUGGCACCCAGGACGGCCGCAGCAAUUCCUUCGAAUAUGCUGAUGAGGAGGAAGAGGACGAUGAAGUCAAGGUGUGAACAGCUAUCCCUUCCAUCAAGACCCCCAUCCAAAGACACCAAUGCUAUGGUCUUCACCCUCCUCCCUAUCCCCUUCCCUUGGAUGCCAGCUCCGUAAGAGAGCUGAUAACAGACUCAAUGGGCGAA
Molecule: messenger RNA, 2269 nt
Organism: Struthio camelus australis
Lineage: Eukaryota; Metazoa; Chordata; Aves; Struthioniformes; Struthionidae
Gene: CDC42EP1
Product: CDC42 effector protein 1
Biological process (GO): positive regulation of pseudopodium assembly; regulation of cell shape; positive regulation of actin filament polymerization
Cellular component (GO): cytoplasm; membrane
Molecular function (GO): small GTPase binding
Source: RefSeq, a predicted model, not a curated record